AUGGCUGAGGAAAUUGACUACGAGUCGCUUCCGAUUAAUUCACCGCUUUCCCACCAGCUAGCGGCUGGCGCUUUUGCGGGGAUCAUGGAACACUCUAUCAUGUUUCCGAUUGACGCGAUAAAGACUCGAAUGCAAGCGUUAAGCGCAUCUCUGGGCUCAUCAGCGACAGCGACAAGAUUGUCGUCCAACAUGGUACAACAGAUUGCCAGUAUAUCGACCACAGAAGGCUCACUGGCGCUGUGGAAAGGUGUACAAUCUGUUAUUCUUGGUGCUGGACCUGCACAUGCAGUCUAUUUUGCCACUUACGAAAUGUGCAAGGGCUAUCUGAUCGACCCUCAGGAUUUCCAAACUCACCAACCGCUAAAGACUGCUGCUAGUGGGAUUGCAGCAACUGUGGCCGCAGAUUUCCUAAUGAACCCAUUCGACACCAUAAAACAGCGCAUGCAGCUUCAAUCGCCUUCGAAAAAAGGGAUGUGGUCUGUAGCAGCUUCGAUACGUCAAAACGAAGGUUUAGCCGCUUUUUACUAUUCUUAUCCAACAACGAUAGCCAUGAAUGUGCCCUUUGCAGCAUUCAACUUUGUCAUUUACGAGUCUUCCACGAAACUUUUCAACCCCACAAACACCUAUAACCCACUCAUACAUUGCUUGUGUGGUGGUAUGAGUGGUGCCGUAUGUGCCGCCAUCACCACCCCGCUUGAUUGCAUCAAAACAGUUUUACAGGUUUGUGGAAGUGAAAGCGUCGUGAAUCCGCUAUUCAAAAGGGCCGAUACUUUUUCAAGAGCCUCAAGAGCCAUUUAUCAAGUGUACGGCUGGUCCGGUUUUCUGAGGGGUAUAAAACCUCGUAUUAUCAGCAACAUGCCUGCCACCGCGAUAUCAUGGACUGCAUAUGAAUGCGCUAAGCAUUUUCUAUUCAAGGGAGACCAGCUUUUGUAA
Lachancea lanzarotensis is the source of this 933-nucleotide messenger RNA. Its product is annotated as LALA0S11e05226g1_1. The record is from RefSeq and is a predicted model, not a curated record. Bases 1 to 933 code for a protein of 310 amino acids. The transcript has a single exon. Lineage: Eukaryota; Fungi; Ascomycota; Saccharomycetes; Saccharomycetales; Saccharomycetaceae. Gene Ontology annotation, biological process: iron import into the mitochondrion. Gene Ontology annotation, cellular component: mitochondrial membrane. Gene Ontology annotation, molecular function: ferrous iron transmembrane transporter activity.